Molecule: messenger RNA, 2458 nt
Organism: Egretta garzetta (little egret)
Lineage: Eukaryota; Metazoa; Chordata; Aves; Pelecaniformes; Ardeidae
Gene: ILF2
Product: interleukin enhancer binding factor 2
Exons: 12
Coding region: 1224-2282 (352 amino acids)
Source: RefSeq, a predicted model, not a curated record
CGCACCGGGGCGGGGGGGGUUUAGUUACCGUCAGGGGGCUUAUGAAGAAACCUCUCCUGUUUCUGUAGGGCCUUUCUCGCGUCUCGGGACCAAACCUCCACGGAACGGUGACGGAGCAGGGGGGGCAGCGGGGAGGGGGUUUGGCGGCGAGGAACACAGCGGCGAGCGGGUACACAUUCCCCCAGAAAAAUAAAGUUGUGUUUUUUGUUUUUUUUUUCUUUUCCCCUUUAGGUUCCGGCCCUUUGUGCCACACAUCCCCUUUGAUUUCUAUGUCGUGAGUAACCCUCUCCCACGGAGCUGUUUGCAGGCAACAGCUGCGGGACUUUUCCGUGUUUAAAGAUGCUGUCUCAAAAGCCUCAUUUGCUGACUUUGAUGGUUUAACUUCUUUUAGCUUAGCCGGAGUAACGGAGCUCACUGAAAACACUGUUGGUUCAGUAACUAACCUGCAAUCUUCUGUCUGUUGUUUGGAGUACUUGUGUCACCCGGGAUGACUGGGAUGCAGUUGAGUAGUAAUCACAACAAAUAAACGCCUCGGUUGAGGUUUUUCUGCUUUCUAAGGCACCUCGCUCACCCAGAGCCCCAGUUCUGUCAGCUCCCUGUAACACCAACCUGGUGGGUUACUCCGAUAGCUGUCGCUCACCGCUCAGAUGUUCUCCAGGCUCUUUUGCCACGUUGGUCCUCCCAAGGACCACACAUUUCCCAUCUUUUAAUAGGGGGAAAUAAUUUUCUCCUCCUGCCAAGCAUCUGCCCUUCACAGACAUCUGACUUCCAAGGCAAACAGGUUCACCUCCUCUCGCCUUCCAGGCCUUGUGGCCGUCAAUCCCGUCAGAGCAACCAAAAAGCUCCGGCCAUCUGCAAACAAGGGGUGUUAUUCUUAAGGGACCGUCAUAUAGUUGAUAAAAAGCCUCUUGAUGGACCCAUUCCUAACGAGAUCUGCCCCUUCUCGCACCCCAUGGGUGCACGGGCACGCUGGCAGCUCUGAAGAUGCAGAGCGUACGGGCAGGACAGGCAGCUGCUCUCCCUUCCUUAGGAUAACUUCAAAGUGAAAUUAUAAAAGCAACGAGUGAAAAGCAGGAUGGGGAAAUCACAAAGGAGACGAGUGCUGGAGAAUAAAAAAAAAAAAACCCAAACCCAAAUGUAAAUUUUGCUGAUGAGUGGGUUGAACCAAAGUCUUUCUUUUCUCGGGCGUUGCAGUCUGAUAUCUGAUCCCGUUUCAGUGCGAAAUGGCUUUCCCCCGCGUAAAACCUGCCGCCGAUGAGACCGCCUUCAGCGAAGCCUUGCUGAAGAGAAACCAGGAUCUUGCUCCGACUGCUGCUGAACAGGCUUCCAUUCUUUCUCUGGUGACCAAAAUAAACAACGUGAUCGACAACUUAAUUGUAGCACCAGGAACGUUCGAAGUGCAAAUUGAGGAGGUUCGCCAAGUGGGUUCCUACAAGAAGGGCACCAUGACGACGGGGCACAACGUGGCCGAUCUGGUUGUGAUUCUGAAAAUCUUACCCACCCUGGAAGCUGUGGCAGCCUUGGGAAACAAAGUCGUGGAAAGCCUGAGAGCGCAGGACCCCAGCGAAGUCCUGACCAUGCUGACCAACGAGACCGGCUUUGAGAUCAGCUCAGCCGACGCGACGGUGAAGAUCCUUAUCACCACGGUGCCGCCCAAUCUCCGCAAGCUGGACCCCGAACUACACCUGGACAUCAAAGUGCUGCAGAGCGCCCUGGCUGCCAUCAGACACGCUCGCUGGUUUGAGGAGAACGCUUCCCAGUCCACGGUGAAGGUCUUAAUCCGGCUGCUGAAAGACCUGAGAAUUCGAUUCCCUGGCUUUGAGCCCCUCACCCCCUGGAUUCUGGACCUGCUGGGGCACUACGCCGUGAUGAACAACCCCACCAGGCAGCCCCUGGCUCUCAACAUCGCCUACAGGCGCUGCCUUCAGAUCCUGGCAGCGGGGCUCUUCCUCCCUGGAUCUGUUGGCAUCACCGAUCCCUGCGAGAGCGGAAACUUCAGAGUCCACACAGUGAUGACCCUCGAACAGCAGGACAUGGUGUGCUACACCGCGCAGACACUCGUCCGGAUUCUCUCUCACGGAGGCUACAGGAAAAUCCUCGGCCAAGAGGGUGACGCCAGCUACCUGGCUUCUGAAAUGUCCACGUGGGAUGGCGUGAUAGUGACGCCUUCCGAGAAGGCUUAUGAGAAGCCUCCAGAGAAGAAAGAAGGAGAAGAGGAAGAAGAGAAUCAGGAAGAACCAGCUACAGGCGAGGAGGAGGAGAGCAUGGAGACGCAGGAGUGAAUCGCCCAGCCCCUCUCUCCCCUGCAGCAGGACCCCCACCUCUGGGUGCUGCUGGCUGAAGGAUGCGAAGAACCGAGCAGAGGACCGAGCCCCUUGUCAGCGAACGCAGCCAGCUGAUGCGACCUGUCCCUUGUAUGUGUUUUUAUAAGUUGCACAUUAAAGCGUUCCCCCCCUUU